This is a messenger RNA of Trichosurus vulpecula (common brushtail), 2802 nucleotides long. Its product is annotated as glutathione S-transferase-like. NCBI's taxonomy places the organism in Eukaryota, Metazoa, Chordata, Mammalia, Diprotodontia, Phalangeridae. The transcript has 6 exons. Bases 144 to 860 code for a protein of 238 amino acids. Gene Ontology annotation, biological process: glutathione metabolic process; xenobiotic metabolic process. The record is from RefSeq and is a predicted model, not a curated record. Gene Ontology annotation, molecular function: glutathione transferase activity.
GUCACCGGGCUGAGUCAUCGGACCUUAGGUUUUGGACUUUGGUGUGCCCAGGGGAGUUAAGAUUAUAAAAAGGACGCUUUGCUUCUCCAAGUCCCGGUCAGCUUGCUCUCUCUUGUUUUUCAGAAACCAAGGAAUUGGAAGUCAUGGCUGCGAAGCCCAAACUUUAUUACUUCGAUGGAAGAGGCAGGAUGGAAUCUGUGCGCUGGCUCUUGGCCGCUGCUGGGGUGGAGUAUGAAGAGGAGUUUCUUGAAACAGCUGAAGAACUUCAGAAUUUAAUUAAGGGUGGGAAACUACUGUAUGAACAAUUGCCAAUGGUGGAAAUUGAUGGAAUGAAGAUGGUACAAACCAGAGCCAUCCUGAGAUAUAUAGCUGCAAAAUACAACUUGUAUGGGAAGGACCUGAAGGAGCAACUCCUCAUUGACAUGUAUGUGGAAGGAAUGAGAGAUCUGUACGACAUUAUUAUGUUACUCCCAUUUGCUUUGCCUGAAGAUCAGGAGAAGAAUCUUAGCAUCGUCGCUGAGAAAGCCACUCAAAGAUUCUUCCCAGUGUAUGAGAAGGCAUUAAGAGACCAUGGGGAGAAUUACCUUGUUGGCAACCAGCUGAGCUGGGCAGAUGUGCAUCUACUUGAACUCAUCUUAAUGGUUGAAGAAUGCAAGUCUGGUGUUCUCUCGGCAUUCCCUAAACUGCAGGAGUUCAAAUCUAGAGUCAGCAAACUCCCAAGGAUUCAGAAAUUCCUUCAGCCUGGUAGUCAAAGAAAGCCACCAAUGGAUGAUGCAGGACUUGAAGCUAUAAAGAAGAUAUUCAAUUUGGAAAAAGGCCUGCUUGUUAAACACUCUGGUCUGGUGUUAUAUGACUUUUAGUAGUGCCCACAAAAAUAGUAGGCUGUCCUCAUGCAGCAUUUCUAGAUUCAGUAACUAGUAACUACAACGCUUCCCUAUAGAUCUUGUAAUCAGAAAAACCUAAUCUUCACAUUGCUUAUAGUAAAACUUAGUUUGAUUAGAACUUUACCUUACUUAGAGUCAUAGAGUUAAAAAAUUUUUAUUACAUGUUUAGAGCAAAAUAGACCUUAUUAGAGCACUGAGUCUGUAUAGCCUCUUCAUUUUAUCAAUGUUGAAAUUGAAAACAAGAGGUUAAAUGACUUACCAGAGAUCACACAGGCAAUAGGUGAUAGAGUCAGCAUUCAGACUUGGGUCGUCUGUUUCCAAAUUGCAUUCUUUUUCAGCUGUUAUGCUCUCUCUCUUUCAUUAAUUUAAAUUUUCCAGGAAAGUAGGACCAUUUGUAACAAAACUGAAAAUAAUGUGAAAACAAGAUGAUACCAACAAUUUCUUUAAAAAAAAACCACAACCUUACUAGCUGUUGCAUUUGGUUCCUUUUAGAUGCAAACCUUUUACACCUGUCCUGAUAGUCUUCAGGAUCCUCAACAAAAGAAGUAAUGUUCAGUUAUCUUCAUGCCACUGAAUUUAGGCAGGACAGCAAUCUGCCCAUAUUUUAGAAAGAUUUUCAUUGAAAAACAAAACCACAGAAAAAAAAGUUUGUUUAGUUCCUAGUUAAUGAGAAAUGUCAAUUAAACAAAAUACCCUAUUCCUUUUUCCUCAUGACACUAUUUAAUCAUGGUUUUAUUUUACUUUUAAAAAAGAUCAGUUUUAAUACAAUCAAGGAAACACCUGAAGGUUAACUUUGAAAAUUUCCCCCCUUUAAAAUCGCCCUUGUCUUGUAAACUAAAAGAUGUAUUUUCUGGAGAAUAUCAGUGCUUUUACUUCUCCAAGUAGAUAACCUAUUGUGUACCGUUUUGUCAGAACUCAUUGCAAGAUAAACUAAAAAGAAUCUUAGGAACACUUGGAGGCGGAGUCAAAGGAGGCUUAAAGUUUCAGUGUCACUAAUUAAAAUUCAAUCUUAUAAACCCAAAGUAAGUUUUAAGUGGUAGGGUAGAGUGAUAAGCCAAGUUGUUUAGUCUUAUUUCAUCUUCCCAGUCCACUCUACUACUGAAUUAAUGAAAGGAGAGGGAGUAGGGAGGAAUAGGCUGCCAGUACAAAUGCUCACAGGCAUUAGUAAGCUAGGAGGUGUCUACCCCAAGCCUGUGAAGACUUCUCCAGGUGGAAUGGACAGAUAAGAACAGUUUGUUCCAAUGGCCAUCAAGGCAACAGCACUUAGAGCUUGGUGGGCCAUUAAAGACACCAAUGUCAUCCUUUGCUUCCUGGGCCAUUGCCAGUCAUCCUGAUUUUUGUCUUGUGUGGGGUCCAAGAUGGUCCCAUCUGCCAGAAAAAAAUCAGAGGUCAAGCUCCAAGCCAACAGCACUUUACUAAAGGGUCCAUGGCUCCCUCCAAUGACAUGGACCUGAGAUCUUCCUCAGGAUCUGAGAUGCCUCUUUUCCCCAGGUCUUACUUUUUUUGGAUUUGAUACCCAAACAUGCAAAAGGGGUGUGGUAAAUUUCAAAAUCUUAUUGGUUGGUAGAUUUUGAUUUUGACUCUCCAGGAGAGCCAGAAAUGAUGCAUCAGGAUGAGUGGUCACAAGAUGGGUUCAUAAGAUGGUCGCCUGCUCAUGUUGGCCGAGAGCGGGUGGAGGUACAAAAAGAAAUUGGCCACCCGUGUUAGGCUUGGAUGUGGACACAUAGCAAAACAGGAUGGAGAUAACUUUGUGAUCAUUCUUGUGGUUGUGCAGGUGCACUUCUUAACUGGUAAAUGUGGUGAACGUUGCAUUAAAGUGUGAGGCCUCCUACACAGACCUUAUGAUCACUACCCCUAUGGAGUAUAUGAAACUGAUUAAUACUGAUUGGAAUAAAAUAGGGUUCUAAUUGAUCACCUA